UUCAAUGGCGACUUUUUUAGGAUCAUUGGAAGAUAUGAGGGCAGUAUUCAACAAAUUCGACAAAAACGGCGACGGAAAGAUCUGUCGCGAUGAACUAAAAUCGACCCUAAGUGCCUUAGGUUUCGCAUUCUCUUCCGACGAAGUUGAUCUUAUAAUGUUGGAGAUGGACAAAGAUGGUAAUGGCUAUAUCGACGUAGAAGAAUUUAUUGCUUUCCAUGGAAUCUCCGGCAUCGAUGGAGACGAAAAGCAGUGUGAUAACAAAGAAUUGAAAGACGCGUUCGACAUAUACGAUCUGAAUAAGGACGGGUUGAUUUCGGCUAACGAGUUGCAUGCUGUGUUGAAAAGGUUGGGAGAGAAGUAUUCGUUGAGUGAUUGUCAAAGAAUGAUCAGUCAGGUCGAUAAGGAUGGCGACGGAAGCGUUGAUUUUGAAGAGUUUAAGAAGAUGAUGAUGAAUAAUUCUUGAAAAAGUCUGGAAAAAAAAGUAUACCAGGUUAGGUCUUAGUGUUUUACUCGUAAGAAAUAAUACUACUUAGGAAGGAUUGGUUCUUUAAUUUAAGAACGUGUAGAAUGGUUAAUUCUGGAUAUUAUUAAUUCACACUAUUCUAUGUUUUCUUAAUCCUAAUGGAAUCAA
Messenger RNA from Gossypium raimondii (Peruvian cotton), 631 nucleotides. Its product is annotated as probable calcium-binding protein CML23. The record is from RefSeq and is a predicted model, not a curated record. Bases 5 to 463 code for a protein of 152 amino acids. The transcript has a single exon. Gene Ontology annotation, molecular function: calcium ion binding. NCBI's taxonomy places the organism in Eukaryota, Viridiplantae, Streptophyta, Magnoliopsida, Malvales, Malvaceae.